AAAAAUAAGAGAUGAGGCUCACGUUGCACGGAUGACAUCACUAGCUUUUGGCUGCGCGCUCCGUGUUCUCGUCUGUGGGUUUUAGCCAAGGCUGCAGCGCCCGGCGCCCGAGCGAGCACAGCAGCGGCUUCCUACAGCGCCCGCAAUCGGGCGAUGCUAUUUCCCGAGCCUCCCGGGCGCAGCCUGGGCUCUCGCUCCCCGGCACCGGCCGAGACCGCAAGGCCCCGGAGCCGCUUCGGCUAGAGGAGGAGGCCGGGAGGGGAAGCUGAGCGACCCAGCCUCCCUCCCCCACCCUCGCCCCAUUCACCUCGGCGACCACCUCGCCGGGAGCCUGAUCGUGGAACGCCGAGGCUGGGAUGCGAUUCUCUGCACGCUGCCGAGCGAGCCGGCACCUCAGCUCCUGGGUGGGCUGCGAAGAAAAUGCUGCAAUCUGAGAGCGGCUGACCCCAGUUGGGCAGCGCAGACGGGGUGCUAGAGUGCCGGGGCUCAGGUGUAAGGAGAAGGGGGCGGAUUGUGUUGAAGGGCCGGGGCAGUUGUUUUUCUGGGUACCAGCAGCUCCCGGGCAGCACGUUCCCGGGGCUACCCGGGAGCCAGAUGAAGUGAGGCGGAGGCGCCGCGGGAGAGGCGGGUCUGAAGGUGGCAGGGUGGACACUCCACGAAGAAGACGGCACUGGGGAGGGCGGCAUGACGCCCCGGGGGCUGGCUGCUUGGCUGGCGGGGAGCAGCCAUCGCGCGACCUGUCCAUGGUGUUGAAGGCGCCCUGCGCCGAGCUCCGCGAGCCCCGCGUGGUGCGCCCAGCCUGGUGCGCCCUCCCCGGCGCAGCCCGCCUCUCGCGCCCGCGAGCUGCUGCCCCGUCGCCGCAAACCCCCGGCCAAGGCUCGUCCGGUAACGCCGUCCGGGUGACCGCACCGUCGGCCCGAGGGGCCGCCUGAAUGGCGAAGCAAGAGGCAGACGACCCGGGAGCUCGCGGGGAAAGGUCGGCCGAGACCGUGCGCCGACUGCGAGCUCGCCUCUGAGCGCAGCGCGCUGGCCAGAAGAAGCAAAGGACCUGCUGGUGACCAGAGGACAGAGAUUUUUAAAAGACCCGACCCAGAGAGGAAGAACAUUUCUUCUCUCGCAGACCGGAAGGGGGAGAGUGGCUGAGAGGGAGACCCAGGCGGGACGCAGGGCAGGCAGCCCUGGCAUCUGGAGGUUUCCUUCGCUGGCCGGCCGCAUCGCGGGUGUUUCAGUUCAUCCUGUCGUCUAGCGGCUCCUCCUGAUAGACACCCUCCCACCCCCCAUCCCCCUCCCAAGAAAGCCAAGCGAGUGGGUCCCAUCGCCCCCCUACACAAAAGAAAGCCCAAGGAACCCCGCCGCAGCCGAGGGCACUCGGUGUUUGGUUUCCGGCCCGAGGGCAGCGUCGCCCGAAGCCCGGCUGAGUACGGCCGCGGCGGGUUCGGAGCAGUCGCUUCCUGCCGAGCCGGGAGGGGGCGGGAGGCGGCCGUGUCUGGCUCGCCGCCGCCUGAGGCUGCACCUGCUCCGCAGGAUGCGCAGAGGCUUGCCGGAGCCUCUCCGGAUGAGAACUUUUUAGGCUGCCCGCCCGCGUUCCCGCAGUCCCUGGGCUGCGCACCGGCAGCCGGGGGCCGAGGGGGCGCCGCUGCGCGACCCCCUCUCCCGCCCCCUCCCCCUCCUUGGCUCGGCAGCCCGCCCGCCCGCAGCUGUGUUCCGGGCGCGCGGAGGGAAGGCGAGGCUGCGGCGGGUCAUGCCCACGGUGUAGCCGCGAAGCGGAGGCAUGGCUGCCGGAAGGUUCCUGCUCUACACGGGCCUGUCGCUAGCGCUUUGCGCCCUGGGCAUGCUGGCCGUGGCCGUCUGCUCAGACCACUGGUACGAGACGGACGCCAGGAAGCACAGGGACAGGUGCAAGGCCUUCAACACGCGCCGGGUCGACCCUGGCUUCAUUUACAACAAUAACAACAACUUGCCACUCCGGGCCAGCCGCUCGCGCCUGGACCGCUGGGAGGGCACACUCCUCCGGGCCCGGAAUCGCCGGCAGCUCUUCGCCAUGAGCCCCGCCGACGAGUGCAGCCGGCAGUACAACUCCACCAACACUGGCCUCUGGAGGAAGUGCCACCGACAGGGCUUCGACGCGGAGAUCGCGGCCCUGAUUCGGAAAGUAAGUCACUGCACUGGGGACAGAUCAAUGGCGGGAUCAGCUUCUGAAAUCCAAGAGACUUCCAGACCCUUAGGAGGACCAGCUACAGGAGAAAUUGAGAGAUGCACGUACAUCAAAUACCACUACUCCUCAGCCACCAUCCCCAGGAACCUCACCUUCAACAUCACGAAGACCAUCCGCCAGGAUGAGUGGCACGCCCUGCACCUGCGUAGGAUGACGGCCGGCUUCAUGGGCAUGGCGGUGGCCAUCAUCCUCUUCGGCUGGAUCAUCGGCGUGCUGGGCUGCUGCUGGGACCGAGGCCUUAUGCAGUAUGUGGCAGGGCUUCUCUUCCUCAUGGGAGGAACUUUCUGCAUCAUUUCACUGUGCACCUGUGUGGCCGGGAUCAACUUUGAGCUGUCACGCUACCCACGCUACCUGUAUGGACUCCCCGACGACAUCAGCCAUGGCUACGGAUGGUCCAUGUUCUGUGCUUGGGGGGGCCUGGGCCUCACGCUAAUCUCGGGAUUCUUCUGUACCUUGGCCCCUUCUGUCCAACCUGUCCCGAGGACCAACUGCCCCAAAUCCAGACCCGAGAAUGGGACAGUGUGCUAAAAAAAAACAAACC
Messenger RNA from Orcinus orca (killer whale), 2756 nucleotides. RefSeq names its product transmembrane protein 178B (gene TMEM178B). Gene Ontology annotation, cellular component: membrane. NCBI's taxonomy places the organism in Eukaryota, Metazoa, Chordata, Mammalia, Artiodactyla, Delphinidae. The record is from RefSeq and is a predicted model, not a curated record. Bases 1772 to 2743 code for a protein of 323 amino acids. The transcript has 5 exons.